Molecule: messenger RNA, 846 nt
Organism: Condylura cristata (star-nosed mole)
Lineage: Eukaryota; Metazoa; Chordata; Mammalia; Eulipotyphla; Talpidae
Gene: AQP6
Product: aquaporin 6, kidney specific
Exons: 4
Coding region: 1-846 (281 amino acids)
Biological process (GO): transmembrane transport
Cellular component (GO): plasma membrane; apical plasma membrane
Molecular function (GO): nitrate transmembrane transporter activity; water channel activity
Source: RefSeq, a predicted model, not a curated record
AUGGAGCCAGGCCGGCGCGGCGGGGCCUGGCGGCUCCUGGGCCAGCUGUGCUCCACCAUCAGCAAGGCGCUGUUCGCAGAGUUCCUGGCCACGGGGCUCUACGUGUUCUUUGGCGUGGGCUCAGCUCUGCGCUGGCCCUCGGUGCUCCCCUCUGUGUUGCAGAUUGCCAUCACCUUCAACCUGGCCACAGCCAUGGCUGUGCAGGUUACCUGGAAGGCCAGCGGGGCCCACGUCAACCCCGCCGUGACGCUGGCCUUCCUCGUGGGCUCCCAAAUCUCCCUGCCCCGGGCUGUGGCCUAUGUAGCUGCCCAGCUGGCAGGGGCCAUUGUGGGCGCUGCUCUGCUUUACGGGGUCACACCAGGAGACAUGCGAGAGACCCUCGGGGUCAAUGUGGUCCGGAACAGCGUCUCGACCAGCCAGGCGGUGGCAGUGGAGCUGGUUCUGACCCUGCAGCUGGUGCUCUGUGUCUUUGCUUCCACUGACAGCCGCCAGGCCGCAGGCUCCCCGGCCACCAUGAUUGGGAUCUCUGUGGCACUGGGCCACCUCAUCGGGAUCUACUUCACCGGCUGCUCCAUGAACCCAGCACGCUCCUUCGGUCCUGCCGUCAUCGUGGGGAAGUUCGCGGUGCACUGGAUCUUCUGGGUGGGACCUCUGACAGGAGCCAUCCUGGGUUCAGUGAUCUACAACUUUAUCCUGUUCCCGGACACCAAGACCCUGGCCCAGCGACUGGCCAUCUUCACGGGCACUGCCGAGGUGGAGAAAGUGGGAGGGGUGGCAGCCCCGAAGGAAGAACCCCAGUCUACCUCAGGAGAUAUGGAAAUGGAGAGUGUGCAUCAGAUGGCGUAG